AUGGGGGACUUUGAAAGUCAGUUCGCGCUGCCUCUCCCAAGCAAGCUAGCGAUAGUAACGGGGUCAUCACGUGGUAUUGGUGCCGGCAUUGCAUGGGAGCUUGCCCGCCGUGGUGCGAAUGUGUGUAUCACCUACGUCUCAGACAAUAGUAAAUUACUUGUCGAGGAGCUUAGGGCUAAGAUCAGCCAACUCCCUCACAAGCCGAUCACAUGGGCUUGUCAGGCUGACCUGUCAACGAUCAUGGGCGCCCAGGAGGUCAUUUCGCAGCUCAAGGCUUACUUUGGCAGCGAUGACCUUCAAAUCCACAUUUUGGUGAAUAAUGCCGCCACCGAGACGGUAAAAAAUAUGCAGAGCGUAAUGCUUGAGGAUUACAAUAAUGUUUUCAACCUCAACGUGCGUGGUUCUAUGCUCAUGACGCAAGCUGUGGUUCCGUACCUAGCUCCCAAGGGCCGUAUUAUCAACUUAAGCUCCGUGGGAGCGCGUGCCGGCUUCAAAGACGUCAGCCUUUACAGCGCGUCCAAGGCCGCUGUCGAAAGUUUCACGCGUAGCUGGGCUAGCGAGCUGGGUGGGAAUGGCACGACAGUCAAUGCUGUGGCGCCAGGACCUGUACCUAGCGAUAUGCUGGACAACAUUCCUAAGGAAAUUGUCGACAUGCAGAAGAUGACAACGCCUCUCGAGCAGCGACUUGGCACAACGGAGGAGAUUGCGAGCAUUGUGGGGUGGUUGGCAGGACCCGAUGCCUCAUGGGUAUCGGGCCAGGUUAUUUGUGCAAGUGGUGGCUGGUCAAUGUAUUAG
Penicillium hordei is the source of this 795-nucleotide messenger RNA. RefSeq names its product SDR family NAD(P)-dependent oxidoreductase. The coding region runs from base 1 to 795 and encodes 264 amino acids. Gene Ontology annotation, molecular function: oxidoreductase activity. NCBI's taxonomy places the organism in Eukaryota, Fungi, Ascomycota, Eurotiomycetes, Eurotiales, Aspergillaceae. The record is from RefSeq and is a predicted model, not a curated record. The transcript is spliced from 2 exons.